AUGUGGGCGACGGUACUCCUCGUAUUCGCGGUUCUGCUAGCGACGCAGACUGUGCAGUUCUUUCUCAACCUCAAGAAAGUCAGUUAUCUCCCUGGCUUCCGCACCGUCUUUUCGCAAUUCUCCGUUUUCGGUGCCGCCAUCCCUACGAAUUACUUCCAUCCCGGCCUCAACUGGAUUUGGGAGUGGCGGCAGUCAGUGUACAAGUACUACGGCACACGCACCAUCUCCUACGUCCCCUUCAUCGGCGAGCCUGUGAUAUGGACCUCGUCUAUGGAAGUGGCAAAGCAGCUUCUCGCAGGCGAUCCAAGACUCAUCAAGGCACCCUCCGCGCUGGUCCCUCUCCUUCUCUGGGGUGACAGCGUACUGACCGCGAAUCAUGAAGCGUACAAGAAGCAUCGCAGAGUAGUCGGCCCCGCAUUCUCUAGUAAUACUUAUGCUCUGGUCGCACGAGAGACUGUCAGAUGGUAUCAUGAGAUGGUUGAAGGCGAGAACUGGGUCAAGCAGGGUACCUUUACGAUCGAGUCUCUGGAGCAGUCCAUGCUCAAGUUCACCCUGGGCGUGUUGUCGAGGACGUCAUUCAACUACCGGUACCCAUGGGCCACUUCAGGAGACAGCAGCGGCGUGCCUUUCGAGCGGGCUUUGACAACAAUUCUGACCAUGAAGGACGUGAUCAUCCGCCUUGCUACCCCCAAUUGGGCGUACAAGCUCCCCAUCGAACGCAUCCGACGCGUGGACGACGCCUACCGCAAGCUCGGAGCACUCAUGCGCUCCUUCGUUACCUCCAAGAAGGAGGAGCUUGCGUCUACCACGGAAGACAUGGAGCCUCUGCGGAGCGAUCUGCUGACCCGGCUGGUCUCUGCGAGCGAGGCGGAGGGCAAGAAUGGGUUGGACGACUCCGAAGUUAUCGGCAAUGUCUUCAGCUUCUUGUUUGCAGGGCACGAAACAACUGCACAUACGGUGGCGGCAGCACUGGCUCUUCUGGCACUGCACGAAGACGAGCAGGAGAAAGCUGUCAAGGCCAUCCACGAAGCUCUGCCUGACGGGCGCGAUCCGACAUUCGACGAUUUUGCCAAGUUGGAAAAGGUCCUCGCUUGCUUCCACGAAGCAGGAAGGAUGUUCCCUGGCGGCGCCAUCGUGACGCGAGACACUAUCGAUACGUUCGUUCUGAAGGUGCCUGACGAGAGAGGCGAUGAGAAGACACUCGUCGUUCCGCCUAACAUGCGCAUCAUGAUUGACAUGGUUGGCGUCCACUACGACCCGCGCCUUUACCCCGACCCCGAGCGAUACGACCCGUCGCGCUGGUACGGCGUGACACAGGAGACGGACUUCACGUACUUCGGACUCGGCCCCCGGGCGUGCCUGGGCAGGAAGUUCGCGCUCGUCGUCGCCAUGUCCCUCAUGACCAGUCUCCUGCGGGACUGGAAGUUUACCGUGCCUCUGAAGCUAGGCGAGACGAAGGAACAGUGGCGCGAGCGGAUCAUGCAGGGCAAGUAUGCUGGUCUAGGUUUCGGCGUGCACCAUAUUCCCGUGAAGAUGACGAGGAGAGUUAAGGCAUGA
Messenger RNA from Fomitopsis serialis, 1557 nucleotides. RefSeq names its product cytochrome P450. The transcript is spliced from 12 exons. NCBI's taxonomy places the organism in Eukaryota, Fungi, Basidiomycota, Agaricomycetes, Polyporales, Fomitopsidaceae. Gene Ontology annotation, molecular function: monooxygenase activity; iron ion binding; heme binding. The record is from RefSeq and is a predicted model, not a curated record. Bases 1 to 1557 code for a protein of 518 amino acids.